Molecule: messenger RNA, 1740 nt
Organism: Acanthamoeba castellanii str. Neff
Lineage: Eukaryota; Discosea; Longamoebia; Acanthamoebidae
Product: Ser/Thr phosphatase family protein
Exons: 15
Coding region: 1-1740 (579 amino acids)
Molecular function (GO): acid phosphatase activity; metal ion binding
Source: RefSeq, a predicted model, not a curated record
AUGGGCGUGGGUGUUCACUUCCUCUUGGCCACCGCCCUCCUCCUGGCGGCGGUGCUGGUGGGCACGGCCAAUGCCCACUCGGACGCCCCCUCUCGUGCCGUCGGGGUCGAAGCGGCAGUGCGCGUGUCGGCGUCCCCCUCGGCCCUGCGCCAUACCGGCGAGUGGGUGGAGGUGUCGUUCGAGGGCGUGGGGUCGCCCCACAAGGGCGAUUGGGUGGGCGUGUACUCCCCCGCCGACGCCGACGUACACUCCACGGCUCCCGUUAAGUGGCAGCACGCCGACGUGUCGGCGGAGUACCUGCGUACGGGAGCGGGCAAGCUGCGCUUUCGGCUGAUCAACAUGCGGGCCAGCUACGUGUUCCACUUCAUGCGCAACGGGACCGCUCACCCCGUGCUCGUCUCCUCCUCCAAUCAUGUGACGUUUGCCAACUACAACGAGCCCACGCAGGGGCGCAUCAUGCUCACGGGGCGGCCCAGCGAGAUGCGGGUCAUGUGGACCACCCUCAACGCCUCCCGGCCCGCUGUGCGCUUCGGCACCGCCACGGGGCAGCUCACCCUGACAGCCGCGGCCUCGUCGUCGACCUACCACCGCGAACAGCUCUGCGGCGCGCCGGCCAACGCCGACGGGUGGCGCGAUCCCGGCCUCCUCCACAGCGCCGUUCUCACGGGCCUCCGUCCGGAUACGCGGUACUACUACGUGUAUGGCGACGAGGCCUACGGGUGGAGCGCCGAGCGUUCGUUCGUGUCGGGACCGACGGCCGAGCAGCGGGACCGUUCCCUCACCCUCUUCGCCUUUGGCGACAUGGGCAAGACCACCCAGGACGACUCAAAGGAGCACUGGAACCUGGAGGGCGCCUCGCGCAACACCACGCGCCUGAUGAUGGAGGACAUGGCCGCGCAGCCUCGCGACCUCCUCCUCCACAUCGGUGACAUUGCCUACGCCGUAGGCUAUUCCGCCCAAUGGGAUGAAUUCCACGACAUGUCAGCCGCGGGGGGUCGGGUGCAGGUGGAGCCCCUGGCGACGCAGUUGCCGUACAUGACGUGCAUCGGCAACCACGAACGCGACUUCCCCAACUCCGGCUCCUACUACACGGGAUCCGAUUCUGGCGGCGAAUGCGGUGUACCUUAUGAGGCGCGCUUCCCCAUGCCCACCCCGGCACGCGACCAGCCCUGGUACAGCUUCGACUACGGCUUCGUCCACUUCACCUUCAUGUCGACCGAACACGAUUACUCCAUCGGUUCGAAGCAGUGGCUGUGGCUGGAGGAGGACCUGCGCCGGGUGAACCGCAGCGCCACCCCUUGGGUAAUCUUCUCGGGCCACCGCCCCAUGUACAUCAGCACCAAGACGGAGAGCCAUUCGGCGAGACACAUGAGGAAGGAGCUCGAGGACGUGCUCCACAAGCACAAGGUCGACCUCGCCCUCUGGGGCCACAACCACUCCCUUACGUCCGUUGCCUAUUUCCCUUCUAUUAUGGUCAAAACAAAACACCAGUACCAGCGCUCGUGCCCCGUGUACAAGGAGACCUGCGUGCCGGAGGGCCACGGCGUCACCCACGUCGUCAUCGGGAUGGGCGGAUUCCGGUUGGGCCAGGUGGGCGACCACGAUCCCAGCUGGGCGCGCGUGGUCAACAACAAGGAGAACGGCUACACGCGCCUCCACAUCACCCCCUCCGAGCUCGACAUGCAGUUCGUGAGCGACAUCGACGGCGGCGUCAAGGACCACUUCUCGCUCCACAAGUGA